AUGUCCCCUGCCCUCUGCCUUGCCCCAGUGACCCUAGGUGUGGUCAGUGUGGAGUGGACUCUGGAACAAGACUCUGGGUUUGAGUUCGGGCUCUGCCAGUUAUCAGCUGUAAGCUUGGGAGCACGGGUGAGCUCACCGCCCUGUGCCUCGAUUUCAUGCUCUGUGAAUCAUUUGACUGAAGUUGCUAAUUUACUCCGGAUCAGAAGGAGCACGUGGAAGGAGCAGAAAGAGAGUUCUGUGUGUGAGAAGCACAAUCAGCUUCUGACCCUUUUAGGGAAGGACCUAGAGGUUUUAUGUACACAGUGCAGUUUCUUCAUUCAACAAUGGAAACACUACAUUUACCCCAUUAAGAAAGCUGCCUCUCAUCACAAGAAAAUUCUACAGUGUACCGUUGAGCCCUUGAAGCGUGAUAUGGAACAAGUUGAAAAAGUGAUAUCUCUGCAAGCCAGCCAAUCAGUUGAACAGAGGAAGCAGGUUAAAUAUAGGAGAGAAGAAAUAAAUUCUGAAUGUGAGCAAAUUAGACUGUUUCUACAGAAUCAGCAAGAGGAUACUCUCAGGCAGAUGGAAGAUGAAGAGAUGGACAUUUUAACAAAACUUUAUGAAAACUUUGUAACAUUUACAGAUCACGCUUCCACAUUGAAACAUCUGCUGAGGGAGGUAGCGGGUAAGUGUGUGCAGUCAGAACUGGAAUUACUGAGGCAGGUUAAGAAUAUCCAGCGCAAGUAUCAAAUCCUGAAAUGCUCUGCAUUUUCAUUCCAAUUAAACAACAGUGGAUUUAACCUUCCUCCACAAUAUUCUGGCAUUGAUAGAAUUACCAAGCCAUUUCUAGUAGAUGUGAUUUUAGACCUUGAAACAGCACAUCCUCAACUUAUUGUCUCCAAGGAUGGAAAAAUUGUGCAAUAUGGAAAGAGAAAGCCAAGCUUUUAUUACCCAGGUAGAUUUUAUCUCUGUCCUGCUGUCCCAUGUUGUAAUAGAUUUCAUUCUGGCAGACAUUACUGUGAGAUAGAAGUGGGAAACAAACUGUGCCAAGAUUAUUUUCCUAGGAACUGGCGAAAUCACCCGGUAGUUGAGGGUCGAUUCUAGGCAGAUGGGUGGUAUGUUUAGAGAACUUAUGUUGUGUCAAGUCCUAAAAGAAACAUCCUGUCCAUGGUAGAACCCAGUAAGAUUGGUAUUUUUCUGAACUAUGAGUUGGGUGAGGUUUCCUUCUACAAUUAGAAUGAUAGAUUUGUUCCCUAUACU
Messenger RNA from Lipotes vexillifer (Yangtze River dolphin), 1239 nucleotides. RefSeq names its product tripartite motif containing 60 (gene TRIM60). The record is from RefSeq and is a predicted model, not a curated record. Lineage: Eukaryota; Metazoa; Chordata; Mammalia; Artiodactyla; Lipotidae.